Molecule: messenger RNA, 264 nt
Organism: Saimiri boliviensis boliviensis (Bolivian squirrel monkey)
Lineage: Eukaryota; Metazoa; Chordata; Mammalia; Primates; Cebidae
Product: protein S100-A10-like
Cellular component (GO): cytoplasm
Molecular function (GO): calcium ion binding; transmembrane transporter binding; calcium-dependent protein binding
Source: RefSeq, a predicted model, not a curated record
AUGCCAUCUCGAAUGGAACAUGCCAUGGAAAUUGUGAUGUUUACAUUUCACAAAUUUGCUGGGAAUAAAGGCUACUUAACAAAGGAGGACCUGAGAUUACUCAUGGAAAAGGAGUUCCCUGGAUUUUUGGAAAAUCAAAAAGACCCUCUGGCCGUGAACAACAUUAUGAAGGACCCGGAGCAGUGCAGAGAUGGCAAAGUGGGCUUCCAGAGCUUCUUUUCCCUAAUUGCGGGCUUCACCAUUGCACACAGGACUAUUUCGUAG